This is a messenger RNA of Hansenula ciferrii, 981 nucleotides long. RefSeq names its product thiamine thiazole synthase (gene THI4). The transcript has a single exon. Lineage: Eukaryota; Fungi; Ascomycota; Saccharomycetes; Phaffomycetales; Wickerhamomycetaceae. Gene Ontology annotation, biological process: thiamine biosynthetic process. Bases 1 to 981 code for a protein of 326 amino acids. The record is from RefSeq and is a predicted model, not a curated record.
AUGGCCUCAACAAUUCAAACUGUUACUGAACAAACUCAAACUUUAAACGUCUCUGGAUCACAUCCAAUUAGACAUGCAUUAAGUGAUGUUGUUAAAACUGAUGAUUGGAGUGAUUUUGAAUUCAAACCAAUUCGUGAAGCUACUGUUUCAAGAGCUAUGACAAGUCGUUAUUUCAAAGAUUUAGAUAAACAUGCUGUUUCAGAUGUUGUUAUUAUUGGUGCUGGUUCCGCUGGUAUUUCAGCUGCUUAUACUAUUGCUAAGAAUAGACCAGAUUUGAAAAUUACCAUUAUUGAACAAAAUGUUUCUCCAGGUGGUGGUGCUUGGUUAGGUGGUCAAUUAUUUAGUGCCAUGAUUAUGAGAAAACCAGCACAUUUAUUCUUGGAAGAAGUUGGUGUUGAAUAUGAAGAUGAAGGUGAUUAUGUUGUUGUUAAACAUGCUGCUUUAUUCACUUCAACUGUUUUAUCAAAAGUUUUACAAUUUCCAAAUGUUAAAUUAUUUAAUGCUACAGCUGUUGAAGAUUUAGUUACAAGAAAUGAUCCAAAAACUGGUGAAUUAACCGUUGCUGGUGUUGUUACAAAUUGGACUUUAGUUUCAUUACAUCAUGAUACUCAAUCAUGUAUGGAUCCAAACGUUAUUGAAUUAACCGGUUAUAAAAAUGAUGGUACUCGUGAUGAAAGUGUUACUCAUGGUAUUGUUUUAUCAACAACUGGUCAUGAUGGUCCAAUGGGUGCUACAAGUGCUAAAAGAAUUGCUUCAAUUGAUAAAACAAAAUCUUUAGGUGGUAUGAGAGCUUUAUCAAUGAAUGAAAGUGAAGGUCGUUUAGUUAGACAUUCUGGUAAAUACGAUGGUAUUAAUUCAAUUCAUUUUGCUGGUAUGGAAGUUGCUGAACUUGAUGGUUUAAACCGUAUGGGUCCAACAUUCGGUGCUAUGGCUGUUUCUGGUAUCAAAGCUGCUGAAGGUAUCUUGAAACAUUUUGCCUAA